Molecule: messenger RNA, 1631 nt
Organism: Carlito syrichta (Philippine tarsier)
Lineage: Eukaryota; Metazoa; Chordata; Mammalia; Primates; Tarsiidae
Gene: ABHD12B
Product: abhydrolase domain containing 12B
Exons: 13
Coding region: 29-1033 (334 amino acids)
Biological process (GO): phosphatidylserine catabolic process; monoacylglycerol catabolic process
Cellular component (GO): endoplasmic reticulum membrane
Molecular function (GO): monoacylglycerol lipase activity; phosphatidylcholine lysophospholipase A1 activity
Source: RefSeq, a predicted model, not a curated record
CCGCGGCUGCGUGGCCGCCUGGUGGGACAUGGUGGAGCGGAACCUACGAUCUUUUCCACACUCCUGUUCAACGCUUGGAAGAAAAAUUGCUGCUCUGUAUGACAGCUUUACUAGUAAACCAUUAAAAGAACACAUUUUCCCUCCUCUGAUAGACAUGCUAAUUUAUUUUAAUGUUUUCAAAGCCCCAUUUCUUGUGGAUUUAAAGAAACCGGAGUCUAAGAUUCCUCACACUGUGAACUUCUACCUCAGAGCUGAACCUGGGGUGAUUCUGGGAAUCUGGCACACAGUCCCCAGCUGCCGGGGGGAAGACGCCAAGGGGAAGGGCCGUUGCUGGUUUGAAGUGGCCCUUCGAGAUGGGAACCCGAUUGUUGUUUAUCUUCACGGCAGUGCAGAACACAGGGCAGCUUCUCACAGACUUGAGCUGAUGAAGGUCCUGAGUGAUGGUGGCUUUCAUGUCUUGUCUGUUGACUACAGAGGAUUUGGGGACUCUACAGGUAAGCCCACAGAGGAGGGACUCACUGUGGAUGCUGUUUGUGUCUAUGAGUGGACCAAGGCGAGAAGUGGCACCACUCCCGUGUGUCUCUGGGGUCAUUCUCUGGGUACAGGAGUUGCAACAAAUGCUGCAAGAGUAUUAGAGGAGAGAGGAUGCCCAGUUGAUGCUAUUGUCUUGGAAGCUCCAUUUACCAACAUGUGGGUUGCAAGUAUCAAUUAUCCCUUGUUAAAGAUUUUUCGGAAAGUUCCAGGGUUUUUACAUGCACUUAUGGAUGCUCUGAGAAAAGACAAAAUAGUCUUCCCUAGUGAUGAAAAUGUUAAAUUCCUGUCUUCUCCCCUUCUCAUCUUACAUGGUGAGGAUGAUACGACAGUGCCUCUGGAGUGUGGAAAAAAGCUCUAUGAAAUUGCUCACAGUGCAUACAGGAACAAAGAGAGGGUCAAGAUGGUUAUCUUUCCUCCUGGCUUCCAACACAACCUCCUUUGUAAAAACCCCACACUAUUAAUAACCGUGAGAGAUUUCCUGAGCAAGCAGUGGGCAUGAGGUCUGAGAGCAGUGGAAAUCUUCAAUGAAGACUUGGUCCAGGCACCACCUGUGAUGUGCGGUAUUAAUGUAAAACUGUACUGGGCUGGCUGAAUGACCUGAAGAUGUUGACAUUUUUACGAGUCACUUGCCAUUCUAAGAAGUGAAAGCAUGAAUGUCAGGGCAGUAUGGAAUGCCCCUAGUUAGAUAAUCACAGUUGACUUUAUGAAACAUGCUGAGAUCUCACUAUGGAGAAUCAGAAUUUGGCAAGACUUGAAUCCCAUCUAAAAAUGUAUGGUUAUCAAAACAUACCAGGGAUAUCAGUGAAUAAGCGGGCGGCUAUAGUCUGAAUGUCUGAUUCCAUCCUCCACAUUCAUAUUUUGAAACCUAAUCAUCAGUAUGCUGGUAUUAGGAGGUAGGCUGAGCUAUGAUGGAUGGGAUUAGCGCCCUUAUAAAAUAGGCCCAAAGGGGCUCUUCACCCCUUCCACCAUUUGAGAACACAGUGAGAAGGUGCCAUCUAAGAACCAGAACGUGGCCUUUACCAGGCACUGAAUCUGCCAGUGGCUUGCUCUUGGACUUCCCAGAACUAUAAGAAAUAAAUUUAUGUUGUUUAUAAGCU